AUGAGGGCGCUAGAACAAAGCAGAUCCGACGAAGGUCAUUUGCAGAACACUGUUCCUUCAGGGAGUUUCUGGAAUAGCCAAUUGUCUUUCUCUAGACAACUUGAAUUUUGGGAACAGGUAAUUAACCUGUCUCGUAGCCUCAGGCAUGAAAGUCGGUCGCAACAGAAAUACUUUAACUACGCCGACACGUCGCGGAAGGUGGAAGUUGUAUUAGAAUGUCCUAGUGACAUUAAAGCUGCUAGAGCACAGUAUCAUGUCUUGCAAAACCGAAAAAAGCUUCUAUUCUGUGCUGGGCAAUCGCCCAUCGUAGAGAUGAGUCCGUCAAACCCAGCCUUGUUGGGUCUGCCUCUUGGAGAUGCCGUCGAGUGCUGGCUGAAAACAACUGCGAUUCUCAUCAUCUAUCAGGCUUCGCAAACGAAGCAAGCCAUGGACAUCGCAGCUCUGCGCGCGAUCUGCGACCGAUGCAUACAGCUCGCCAGCAAUGCUCCCCUCUCGCUAUGGUUCAUAUUCUUGCUAUCCACACUUACAGGUGCCAUUCUUACCGGAUAUACUCUACUUUUUAUCGUAGCACCAUCCCCCCGCCCUCCUCUUCCCCAAGAGAAAAACUACAAAACGAUUUCUGAAGAUGGAUCAAUUACGGAACCACUAUUGCUACCUUGCUGGCAAGAUAGCCAGGGAGCCUCCCCAGCAAAUGAUGCGAAAGCCAUAGAGAAGGCGGAGUUGUUCAUGUCAGUUGUUGUCCCCGCCUACAACGAAGAAGAUCGACUGGGCGGGAUGCUUGUAGAGGCGGUGAAUUAUCUUGAGAAAACAUACGGAAUAUUGUCAGAGCAACAGCAAAGCAAGCCACUGAGUAGAGAAGAGGCAGAAUCAGGAGGGACCCGUUUCCGUAAACACAACGAGAAUGAAAGCAUCCGUGCGGCUCCGCCAUCAAAAGGUUGGGAAAUCCUGAUCGUAUCAGACGGUUCAACCGAUUCAACCGUAGCAACCGCACUGGCUUUUGCUAGAGACCAUCAACUCUCCCCGCACUCGAAGAGCCACAUCGGGCCCUGGACAACGGCGUCCAACGCAAAAGUUGUACCCAUCCCACCAGGGUCAAUUCGAGUCAUCACCCUUGCGCAGAACAGAGGCAAGGGUGGCGCUGUCACGCAUGGCAUGAGGCAUGUACGGGGCCAGUAUGUGAUCUUUGCAGAUGCAGAUGGUGCCAGUCGUUUCGAUGAUCUUGGGAAGCUAGUUGCAGCCUGCCAGCGGGUUGAAGAUGCCUCUUCUCGCGGUAUUGCAGUUGGAUCUAGAGCACAUCUAGUUGGCAGUGAAGCUGUUGUCAAGCGAUCCAAACUCCGCAACUUCCUCAUGCACUCCUUCCACCUGAUCUUACGCAUCCUCACACCACCCGCAACCGCUGCCAUAAAGGAUACCCAGUGCGGCUUCAAGCUCUUCUCGCGCGCCUCACUACCCUAUAUCAUACCCCACAUGCACUCUGAAGGCUGGAUCUUCGACGUUGAAAUGCUCAUGCUUGCUGAAUUCUCAGGGAUCCCCGUGGUCGAGGUGCCUGUGGGCUGGCGGGAGGUGAAAGGGAGCAAAUUGAAUGUUAUAUGGGAUAGUUUUGGGAUGGCGUGGGGGUUGGCUGUAUUGCGGGCAGCUUGGGGAUUUGGCGUUUAUAGAAUGAAUUGA
This is a messenger RNA of Paracoccidioides lutzii Pb01, 1668 nucleotides long. Its product is annotated as dolichyl-phosphate beta-glucosyltransferase. Gene Ontology annotation, cellular component: endoplasmic reticulum membrane. The transcript has 4 exons. The record is from RefSeq and is a predicted model, not a curated record. Bases 1 to 1668 code for a protein of 555 amino acids.